Messenger RNA from Ambispora gerdemannii, 1263 nucleotides. Lineage: Eukaryota; Fungi; Glomeromycota; Glomeromycetes; Archaeosporales; Ambisporaceae. The record is from the annotation of a GenBank genome assembly.
AUGGAUCCUAAAGCUAGGCGCGCUGUAAAUUUAAGCGUUUUGCGACGUCACGAUAAGAACAUUGUAGAAAUAAUAGAUGGCUCAAGUCAUGCAGUGGUAUAUAAAUUUGACAAUCAAACGACUUCUUGGACAAAAAAAGGAGUAGAGGGUACUCUUUUCGUUUUUAAAAGAUGUAUACAACCUGUUUAUGGCUUUAUCGUGAUGAAUCGACUUGGCAUAGACAAUUUUGUCGCACCAUUGACCGAUAACAUGGAUAUUGAACUUAAAAACACAUACAUUAUGUAUAAAACCGAUAAAGAUGAAAUUCAUGGUAUCUGGAUAUUCGAAGAGAAAGAUCGAGAUCGUAUAGUAAAUCAAUUAUUACUCUGUUGUAAGGAAUCAAAGACAGCAAUUCCACCACCACAACUUGUAGAAUCCCCUCAAAUACCAAAUUCAACAACGAUAGCAACAUCACCGCCUCAAUCUUAUGGUAGAUCAAUAGAUUUGCUUACAUUAUUCCAACAAGCCGGAACAAAGCAAACUAAUGGAAUUCAUCCAGAAACUACCAGUAAUGGUGUUAAUCAUAACACAACUAAUGGUACAAUAACUUUACGACAACCAACACCACCAUCAAACCAUGUAUCCGAAAGAGACAUAUUAAACGAAUUGUUCUUAAAGGCGAAUGUAAACGAGUCACGGAAAACAACACCACCUGCAACGUCGAAGAAUCUCUCGUCAACUAAUGGGCAACAACAACUGGAUGGCAAAUUAUUAUUGGAAUUGCUUCGUCAACCUGCUACACACACUCCGACACAACAGUCUAAAUCAACAAAUAACUCCUCAAAUCCAUUUCUCCUAACUCCUCCUCAAAAAUCUCUUUCGUCAUUACCAGUAAACUCAUUAAAUUAUAAUACCAACAACUCGAGUACUUCGUUUUUCCAGAAACUUUUAGAUAGUCAAUCACACACGACAACAACGUCGUCGACUUUGACUACGACGAUGUUGCCGCCUAAUUUACCAGUUUACACUACAAAAACAUCCUCAAAUUCAUUGAGUGGAGAAGCGCUCGCUUUAUCUCGAACACAGGCUCUUAAUGUGUCGAUUGCCUCUCUACCAAAAAUGACAAGAGGACAACAAAACCUCGUAGAUGGUAUUAGCAUCUUGAGCAGGAAUGAAUUUGAACAGCGUUACAUCCGGAUGGUUCAGAAUGAUCCAUCUUUUAUGGAUACACUCUACGAGAAUUAUGUGAUUAAUGUGCAGAAUACAAAUGGGAGAACUCGAUAA